Molecule: messenger RNA, 939 nt
Organism: Apiotrichum porosum
Lineage: Eukaryota; Fungi; Basidiomycota; Tremellomycetes; Trichosporonales; Trichosporonaceae
Gene: PPP6C
Product: Serine/threonine-protein phosphatase 6 catalytic subunit
Exons: 6
Coding region: 1-939 (312 amino acids)
Biological process (GO): peptidyl-serine dephosphorylation; G1/S transition of mitotic cell cycle
Cellular component (GO): cytoplasm
Molecular function (GO): protein serine/threonine phosphatase activity
Source: RefSeq, a predicted model, not a curated record
AUGGCAGCCGUUCAAUCAGACCCCGACGCAUGGAUUGAGAAGAUCCGGAAAUGCAGGCACCUUCCCGAACGACAGAUGAAGGCGCUCUGCGCGCGUGUAGCCGACCUGCUCCUCGAGGAGAGCAAUGUUCACCUAGUGCAAGCACCAGUGACGGUCUGCGGUGACAUCCACGGCCAGUUCUGGGACGUUCUCGAGAUCUUUAGGCAAGGAGGAGACCCACCCGAUACGAGCUACAUCUUCAUGGGCGACUUUGUUGACCGAGGAUACUACUCGCUCGAGACACUGUCUCUCUUAUUAGCAUACAAGGCCAGGUAUCCUGACCGUAUCACCCUCCUGCGUGGAAACCACGAGUCGCGACAAAUCACACAAGUGUACGGCUUCUACGACGAGUGUAUGCAGAAGUACGGCAACCCGAGCGUGUGGCGCGCAUGUUGUAACGUGUUUGACCACUUGAAUUUGGCAGCAAUCAUCGACUCAUCCAUCCUUUGUGUUCACGGCGGACUGUCGCCAGACAUUCGCACCCUAGACCAGGUGCGGACAAUAUCGCGUGCGCAGGAGGUGCCGCAUGAGGGUCCAUUUUGUGACCUGAUGUGGUCCGACCCCGACGAUGUCGAGACAUGGGCCGUGUCGCCGCGUGGAGCAGGCUGGCUGUUCGGUUCCAAGGUGACGGGCGAGUUCAACCACGUCAACGGCAUCAAGCUGGUAGCCCGCGCGCACCAGCUUGUGCAAGAAGGCUACAAGCACAUGUUUGGAGACCAGCUGGUGACGGUGUGGUCUGCUCCCAACUAUUGUUACCGUUGCGGCAACUCUGCGUCCAUCAUGCAGGUCGACAACGAGGGCAAGACGACGUUCAAAGUGUACGACGCCGCGGUCGAAAACCAGACCGACCAGAGAAACCCUGCCAUGCGUCGCGCAGCCGCACCGAGCUACUUUGUCUAG